Molecule: messenger RNA, 978 nt
Organism: Drosophila kikkawai
Lineage: Eukaryota; Metazoa; Arthropoda; Insecta; Diptera; Drosophilidae
Source: RefSeq, a predicted model, not a curated record
AUGGACGAGUAUGAAGGCCUUGGACACAUGAAAGAAGUGCCUCCCACAAGGAUACCUACGGAUCACUACUUUAUCCCGCACCACUGUGUGCUAAAACCUGAGAGCAGCACUACAAAACUUCGGGUAGUGUUCGAUGCUUCCUGCAAGACCACCAGCAACAAGUCGUUAAAUGAUAUAUUGUAUGCUGGACCCACCAAUUUACCGCUUGGAGCAGCCGUGCUCAAGCAUGAUUUUUAUGUAGACGACUGUCUAACAGGAGCAAAUAGCAUCCCAGAAGCAGUUCAGAUUCAACAAGAGCUAAACAAAAUACUGCUACCAGCCGGAUUCAAGCUCCGAAAGUGGUGCUCCAACAAUGACGAAGUUCUAGCACAAAUUCCAAAGGAAGACGUAGUCAGCUACGUCAAAUUAGACGAAACCCUUCAACACUACAGUGUGAAAACAUUGGGUUUGAUCUGGGUACCAAAUAAGGAUCAGCUAUGUGGGCGAUCCCAAAAAAGUGAAGCGUCAACCAUCACCAAACGAGUAGUGAGCUCGGAGGCAUCACAAAUUUUCGAUCCACUAGGACUAUUCGCUCCUGUUGUGGUAAAGGCUAAGAUAUUCAUGCAAAGCCUGUGGGAGCUGAAGAUGGGCUGGGACGACGAGCUUCCUCAACUUCUGCAAACUGAGUGGAAAAAUUAUCGUGCUGAUCUACAAGCAUUGAACAAUUUGCAAAUUCCACGGCACAUCUUUGACGGAAAGGUGCCCAUUAAUCAGGAAAUUCACACGUUUGUCGAUGCAUCAGAGCGGGCAUACGGAGCAGCAAUCUAUGUCCGAGCCACAUAUAAGAACAAUCAAGUGUCUGUUCGGCUACUGUGCUCAAAGUCAAGAGUAGCGCCGACAGCAAAAAGAGACGCUGCCUCGCCUGGAACUAUGCGCCGCAGUAUUGGGAGCAGAGCUAACCCACAGGGUGAGGAAGGAUUUACGCAUACCAAACGAUAA